UAAACUGUUACAAUCAAUCAUAUGUUACAAAUACUAUCAUAUUAUAUGAACCGGAGCUGGAAAAUAGGAGUUACAGUCAUCGGUAUAUAUCAUACAUAUCAACACCAGGAAGACAGACAACAACAACAAUUUCAGACAUUAAUAAAUAAAAUAAAAUACUGGAAACAACCGAUAGUUAGCUUGAGAUAUGCCCAUCAAAUAGACAUCUACAGUGCAGAGGAAAAGUGUCUACCGUUUAUGGUAAAUGUCGUUCAACUGAUGUCGUCUGAUCCGAUGAAAUACAUUUCUAACGGCAGUGGUAUAAUAGUGGACAACCAGUUGGGCCUAAUUGUAACCAACAAUCACGUAAUACAAGCAAACGAUAGACUGGUUGUCGAUUUGAUUAACAACGAAACGUUACGCUAUUGUGAUGUCUUUAUCGGAGAUGAAAACCAAGAAAUUAUUUAUAGAAUGUUUGGCCGAGUAGUCUAUACGGCACCGGAUCACGAACUGGCACUCAUCCAAUUGCUACCCAUUCGGUCCAAUGUAUUGCCUGUGUGUAAGUUUACUACCGAUUGUCAACCGGGCGAUCCCAUUGCAGUCAUGUCCGCUUCCGAAGGUCAAUCUUUUAUUUGUGACGGUUUGAUUCAAAUAAUAGAUAAGCGCCAAAACUUAAUAAAGUGCUACAAAAAUCACUAUUAUAUUAAUGAUUUGGGCGACACAACCGAUGUACUGAUUCAUACCGGGUUUAUUGUUGGCGGUUAUUCGGGUGGUCCAGUAAUCGAUAUGUCCGGACAGGUAGUGGGAGUACAUAAAGGCUCUGUUCGCGGUUAUUCAUAUUUUUCGGCAGCUAUUGGCGCUAAAACAGUUAUGGAUUUCAUAGAAAAAGGCAAACAAUAUCUAUUGACCGAAAAUGUUGAAGUAAUGAAAGGGUUAGCCAGAAAACACAGGAGACUUAUGAAACGGAAAAUAUUGGGUAUAGUUUUGGUUAAUAAUGAGAUAGUAGACUAUGCUUUCACAUCAUAUUUAAAUAGACAACAGUUACUGAUUACCGAUUGUAUCAUUGCCUAUAAUGAUAUCCCGUUUACGACACCGGAGGCAAUGUCCUAUUAUGUACAACAAUUGCCGGACAAUACAUCGCCAAUAGUAGUGACUGUUUAUCGAUCAAAUUAUAAUCAAUAUUUUACAGUUAAUACACAACCCAUAACUGUUGAGCAAUUUCAAUGUUAG
Messenger RNA from Oppia nitens, 1209 nucleotides. RefSeq lists its product as uncharacterized. Bases 22 to 1209 code for a protein of 395 amino acids. NCBI's taxonomy places the organism in Eukaryota, Metazoa, Arthropoda, Arachnida, Sarcoptiformes, Oppiidae. The record is from RefSeq and is a predicted model, not a curated record. The transcript has 3 exons.